UUUGAGGAGACUCCAGUUCCAGUUCAUCCCAAAGGUGUCCAGUCAGAGUCAGGGCUCUGUGCAGGAGGACACUCGAGAUCUUCCACUUUCUCCAACCUUCACCUCCACACCAUGUCUUCAUGGAGCUCAGGGGCUUUGUGCACAAGGGGCAGUGUCAUGCUGGAGCAGGGUUUGAGUCUUUAGGGAAGGACAGUGAAGGAAAACACACACAGAGACGCUCUAUACAAGUUGGUGUUUAGUUUGUGAGAACAGUUUGGGUCAGAACCACAUAUGAGUGUGGUCAUAGGGUUAAAGGGUCAGGGGUGCACAUACGUCUGCUAAUAUAGUGUAUGUUACAUUACACUUGAUAUGUUUUAUAAAUAUAACAAUUAUUAUUAAUGGGUACAAAGCAGUAGGCGGACCUACUGUGUGUGUGUGUGUGUGUACUGAUGAAGGAGUGUGAGCUGGACUGAUACUGGGAGAGAGAGAGAGAGAGAGAGAGAGAGAGAGAUGGGGAUUUUAAACAUCACACAGCAGACCCCACUAGUCCAGGCGAUAUUCAGCCGAAAUGUAGAAGAGGUGAAGUUUUUAUUGCACAAGAAAGAAGAUGUUAAUGCACUGGACCAAGACCUUCGUUCCCCUCUGCAUGCUGCUGCUUUUUUGGGUGAUGUUCGCAUCAUGGACCUUCUCAUCAAGUCAGGUGCUCAUGUUAACGCUAAGGACCAAGCGGGUCUGACUCCACUGCAUCGGGCCGCAGCUUCCAGGAACGACAGGGCAGUGGGGUUGCUGCUGACUCAGGGGUCAGAGGUGGAGUCCAGGAGUCGGUUCGGCGGUCAGACGGCGCUGCAUGUGGCCGCCUCGAACCGAGCGGUGAGGUGUGCUGAAGCUCUGCUGCCUCUGAUGAGCAGCGUAGAUGUAACAGAUCAUAACGGAAGAACGGCUCUGCACCACGCAGCCUACAGCGGAGACACAGAGAUGGUGACGUUGCUUCUGAACAAAGGUGCCGACCCAAGCAUGAGGGAUAAUAAAGAGCGUCAGCCUCUGCACUGGGCUGCUUACCUCGGAUAUUUGGAAAUUGUGAAGCUCUUGCUGUCUUGCAGUGCUGAUGUGGUGUGUAGAGAUAAACAGGGUUACUCACCUCUCCACGUAGCUGCUCUCAGCGGCCACAUAGACGUCGUCAAGCACCUGCUCCGAUUCGGCGCUGAGAUGGACGAGGCAAAUGCGUUCGGGAACACGUCUCUGCACAUGGCAUGUUAUAAUGGUCAGGAGGCUGUAGCUAACGAGCUGGUAAACCGCGGAGCUAACGUUAACCAGGCUAACGCCAGAGGCUUCACUCCGCUUCACCUGGCCGCCGUGUCUACCAACGGAGCGCUGUGUCUUGAGCUGCUGGUCAACAACGGGGCUGAUGUCAACAUGCAGACUAAAGAAGGGAAGAGCCCUUUGCACAUGGCCGCCGUCCACGGCCGCUUCACUCGAUCCCAGAUCCUUAUUCAAAAUGGUGGGGAUAUAAACUGUGUGGAUAAAUAUGGCAAUACUCCUCUCCACAUUGCUGCUAAGCACGGUCAUGAGCUGCUCAUCAGCACACUGAUGACUAAUGGGGCUGAUACUGCCAGACAGGGGAUUCUUGGCAUGUUUCCGCUGCACUUGGCUGUUCUCUACGGGUUUUCAGACUGCUGUCGAAAGUUACUCUCCUCAGGUCAGCUGUACAGUAUUGUUUCGUCUUUGAGUAACGAGCACGUCCUCUCUGCGGGGUUCGAUAUAAACACCCCAGACAGUCUGGGAAGGACGUGUUUACAUGCUGCUGCAUCGGGAGGGAACGUGGAAUGUCUUAACUUGCUGUUGAGCAGCGGUGCUGACUUGACCAAGACGGACAUAAUGGGAAGAACUCCUCUGCACUACGCAGCAGCUAACGGGACGUACCAGUGCACCGUAGCGUUAGUGACCUCUGGGGCCGAGGUGAACGAACUUGACCUGAACGGCUGCAGCCCUCUGCACUGCGCUGCUGCCUCACACACCUUCCGCAGAGUGGAUGCUGAUGAUCAUCAGAGUGAUAUGCGGGAUAAAGAGGCUCUGCUGUGUUUGGAGUAUCUGCUGGAUAACGGAGCUGAUCCAGGACUCAGAGACACUAAAGGCUUCAGUCCUGUUCACUAUGCAGCUGCCUGUGGCAACAAACACAACCUGGAGCUGCUCUUAGAAAUGUCCUUUAACUGUGUGGGAGACGUGGAGAGCAAUUUUCCUGUGAGCCCUUUGCACUUAGCUGUGUGUAACGGUCAACGUGAGGCAGUGCAGCUCCUCUCUGAGACGCUGGUGUGUGUGGACGUCCGGGACAGCGCAGGACACACUCCUCUGUAUCUGGCUGCUCGAAAAGGCUCCGUGUCUUGCGUGGAGGUUCUUCUGUCGCACGGAGCUUCGUGCUGCGUCCGAGAACAUGGCGGGAAACGUACGCCGCUUCACGGAGCAGCUGCCAGAGGACACACUGACUGUUUGUACGCACUAUUGAGCCGAGCGGACAGAGAUGACCUCAUCGACCUUGCAGACGCACAGGGACAGACAGCUCUGAUGUUGGCCACGCUGGGCAGACACCUUGACUGUGUGCACAUGCUACUGGAGAGAGGAAGUAAACCUGACACAGGGGACAGACGCAGUCACACUGCACUACACAGGGCGGCGGCGCUGGGCAGCGUGGAGUGUGUGUCGGCGUUGUUAGAUCACUCGGCCUCCCCGCUGUGUCGGGACGUUGGGGGGCGGAGCUCUCUGCACUUUGCCGCCUCGUGCGGUCACACCCAGCUCCUUCAGCUCCUCCUCAACGCUACGGCUCAGAUCGACCCUCUGGACUCUUUAAUGGACUACAGCAGAUACACACCUGCUCACUGGGCUGCUUACCACGGGCACAAGGACUGUUUGGAAAUUUUACUUGAAUAUAAACCGUUAAGUAUCCAGGAAGGGAAUCCCUUCACUCCCCUGCACUGUGCACUAAUGAAAGGCCACGAUGCUGCUGCCAAGCUGCUGGUAAAAAUGAUGGGCACUGAAAUCGUCAACCUCCGAGACGCCAAAGGAAGAACUCCACUACAUGCAGCUGCUCGGUCAGAGACAGUGUCCGGGUUGCAGCUGGCUCUGUUCUGGGGGUCAGAGGUCAACUCGGUGGAUUGUGAAGGACGUUCGGCUCUGAUGGUGGCUGCUGAGAACGGCCAGACGUCUGCUGUUGAAGUUCUCCUCCAGCAGGCUAAAGCAGAUCCGUCACUGCUGGACAUCAACAACAACACAGCACUACACCUGGCCUGCAGCAGAAGUCAUGAGAUGUGUGCGCUGCUGAUUCUGGCUGAGAUCGAGGAUCCUUCUCUCAUCAACGCUACAAAUAAUGCACUACAGAUGCCACUCCACAUUGCAGCGAGGAACGGCCUGGCCACCGUGGUGGAGGUUCUGCUGAGUCGAGGUGCUACAGUCCUGGCUGUAGAUGAAGAAGGUUGCACUCCAGCAUUGGCCUGCGCUCCAAACAAAGACGUGGCCGAGUGUCUGGCGCUGAUCCUCUCCACCAUGAAGCCUUUUCUACUUAAAGAUGCAGGCAUCAGCGUGUUAAAGCACUGCAGCGUCGCUGCCAAUCAUCAUCCUUUACCGAACGGCUACGCCAAGGAGCGCCACGGCACUGUAGGGCUCGACAGCUGAGACACACACUCACACACACACACCUGUAUAGCAUCUAUAUAACCUACAGCCAUGUUAGAGAGCCAGGAAUGUACCACUGUGUGUAUGGGGUGGGGGGAACAGACCUGCGCAUAUGCAAAUAUCCGCUCCUUUUCACCUCAGAUCACCGAAGUCAGAAUUUUAUUUGAUGUUUUUUCUAAAUCAUGUGACACCUAUGUGAGAUACUGAGAUGGAGGUAUGAGGCUCUACACAUAGACACUAUAUGUUCUAUAGACACUACGUUCUGAAGUCGCAGCCAUCAGUAGCUGUAGCACUCGAGUGUAAUAUCAUCUGCAUCACAUCAGACCUUCGUCUCCAACAUUUCCUUCAAAUAAAAACAAGCAGUUACAAAAAAAUAAAAUAAAUAAUAAAACAGCAUUGCAGAAGUCUGGUGUGAGGAGCUAACAGUUACACAGACCGUAGCUCCGCCCACUGGUUUUCUAUUGGCUCAUGCAACCAAAAUUUACAUUUUUAGAGGAUUUUCUUAUUUCAUAAAGUGAACAUUUUCUCCAGGAAUGAUUUAUUCUGCUCGAGGUUUGAUUCUGAUAACUGCGACUUCAGAAGGUUAAUGACUGUUUUUUUUUCCAGAUGUUUUAGCGAUGUCCAGUGCCUCUGCUAAAGACGAAUGUGUCCUCAGACUCCGUUACACACUUAUUUUUUAUAGCCGUCUUCAUUUAACUGUUAAUCUCGUGCAGUUUUGUUUAAUGAAAUGAGAGGAAAACAUCAACUAGCACACACACACACACAUACACAAACUAUUCAUCCGCUGGCCUCAUUCUUUAUUUAUUUAUUUGUCCAGGCCAGGGUUUGCACUUUUUUUUCCUCCAGGAGAUACCUGAAGUGUUAGCGAAGCAGGGCUGGCCGAAUCAGCUCAAAAAAUUUGACAUGUAUAAUAAUAUUUAUGUGUUAUUUAAAAUAAUUAGACAGUUCUAAAUAUAUCCAGUAGGGGGCGAAUGAGCCGUAUUAGCAGUGUAGAGAUAAACAGGGCUAUGUGUGAUGGCACAAAUGAAUUUGUUUUAAAUUAUCGCAUAAACAUCACUAACACGAACCUAAAUGAAUAAUGAGUGAGACGCUGCGUCCGAUGGUGCAGUAUAUAAAAACAUAUCGACACGUUUACCUUCAGCUGUGCAACAGAGACCGUUUUCCCAACAAGUUUUUCUUUCAUUUUGCGUCUUACGUCUUUUUUAGGCUAUAAAACAUUUGAUUUGGGUUAAAAUUUUAUUUAAUGUGACAUGUUUGUUUGUAUUAGAUUCACUGAGAUUCAGGACAUACCCGUGUCUGACUCCGGUGAUUAUUAUGAAGAGUUAGAGCUGUAGGUGAAGCUAAAUAGAGAAACUGACACCGUCAAAGGGAAAGUUCAGAACAACGGAGUGUCCCAUUAUUUUUGAGCCAGCCUGGGUGAGGCUCGGUGACUUGCUGAUUCAAGACACUUGAGUGAUUUUUGUGUUUCAGGAUUGCUGCUAGAAUAUUACGCUGCCUUUGUUGUUGAUUUCUUUUUGUUUUUGUUUGCCUGUGUUGUUUGUUUACGAGCAAUAAGCCUCCAAGUGAUUACACUUUACCUCGAUUUUCUGAAUAUCGGAUCAGAAAAACUGGAAUAUUUGCACAGAGGAGACGUUUGCACAUGGCAGCAGUUUAUAGACAUAAGAAAAAAAUGUGUGUGUGUGUGUGUGUGGUUCUACAACAUAAGUGCCAACAUUUGUAAACAAAUAGAAUUUUACCACAAAACUUGAGUGUGAGUGAACGUGUCGAGUCCACGCUGAUGGCAUGAAGAAUAACUUCUCUGAAUUCAUCCUCUGAUUAUCACACACACACACACACACAUCUCCAUGAUUCCCAUCUCAGUUUAGAUCCAGACCUGAACACUAUACUGUUCGGUUGUUCACACUGUAAUCUGAAAUGAUUGACAGUUGUUCUAAGCCCCGCCCCCUUCCCCUCCCCUCACAUUAAUAACCCUUCGGUGCUCUGGUCUGGACUCCAUUGUCCCACCUGAUGCUGCGUCAAAGAGCUGAAACAUGCUGUGUGGAGAAGACACCCUUCAAACCUGAGACAGCUGGAGCAGUUAGCUCACGAGUAGUGGACCAAAAUACCUGUGGACAGGUGCAGAGGUCCCACUGAGACUUACAGAAAUGGCUUGAAAAGGAUGUGCAACAAAACAUUAACUUUAUCCAGGCCGGAUUCAUUAGGCUAUUUUUAUGUUUCUGUUGAACCACAGAUUAAAAACAGUGUCUGAUUUUCAUUACACACACACUAUAUAGACACAAACGCACACACACACUAUAUAGACACAAACGCACACACACACUAUAUAGACACAAACGCACACACACACUAUAUAGACACAAACGUGCACACACACACUAUAUAGACACAAACGCACACACACACUAUAUAGACACAAACACACACACACACUAUAUAGACACAAACGCACACACACACUAUAUAGACACAAACGCACACACACUAUAUAGACACAAACGUGCACACACACACUAUAUAGACACAAACGCACACACACACUAUAUAGACACAAACACACACACACACUAUAUAGACACAAACGCACACACACACUAUAUAGACACAAACGCACACACACACUAUAUAGACACAAACGCACACACACACUAUAUAGACACAAACGUGCACACACACACUAUAUAGACACAAACGCACACACACACUAUAUAGACACAAACGCACACACACACUAUAUAGACACAAACACACACACACACACUAUAUAGACACAAACGCACACACACACUAUAUAGACACAAACGUGCACACACACACUAUAUAGACACAAACGCACACACACACUAUAUAGACACAAACGCACACACACACUAUAUAGACACAAACGUGCACACACACACUAUAUAGACACAAACGCACACACACUAUAUAGACACAAACGCACACACACACUAUAUAGACACAAACGCACACACACACUAUAUAGACACAAACGUGCACACACACUAUAUAGACACAAACGCACACACACUCUAUAUAGACACAAACGUGCACACACACUAUAUAGACACAAACACACACACACACUAUAUAGACACAAACGCACACACACACUAUAUAGACACAAACGCACACACACACUAUAUAGACACAAACGCACACACACACACUAUAUAGACACAAACGCACACACACACUAUAUAGACACAAACGCACACACACACACUAUAUAGACACAAACGCACACACACACUAUAUAGACACAAACGCACACACACACUAUAUAGACACAAACGCACACACACACUAUAUAGACACAAACGCACACACACACUAUAUAGACACAAACGCACACACACACUAUAUAGACACAAACGCACACACACACUAUAUAGACACAAACGCACACACACACUAUAUAGACACAAACGCACACACACACUAUAUAGACACAAACGCACACACACACACUAUAUAGACACAAACGUGCACACACACACUAUAUAGACACAAACGUGCACACACACACUAUAUAGACACAAACGCACACACACACUAUAUAGACACAAACGCACACACACACUAUAUAGACACAAACGUGCACACACACUAUAUAGACACAAACGCACACACACUAUAUAGACACAAACGCACACACACACUAUAUAGACACAAACGCACACACACACUAUAUAGACACAAACGUGCACACACAUACACACACUAUAUAGACACAAACGCACACACACACACACUAUAUAGACACAAACGCACGCACACACUAUAUAGACACAAACGCACACACACACUAUAUAGACACAAACGCACACACACACACUAUAUAGACACAAACGCACACACACACUAUAUAGACACAAACGCACACACACACACUAUAUAGACACAAACGCACACACACACUAUAUAGACACAAACGCACACACACACUAUAUAGACACAAACGCACACACACACUAUAUAGACACAAACGCACACACACACUAUAUAGACACAAACGCACACACACACUAUAUAGACACAAACGCACACACACUAUAUAGACACAAACGCACACACACACUAUAUAGACACAAACGCACACACACACUAUAUAGACACAAACGCACACACACACUAUAUAGACACAAACGCACACACACACUAUAUAGACACAAACGCACACACACACUAUAUAGACACAAACGCACACACACACUAUAUAGACACAAACGCACACACACUAUAUAGACACAAACGCACACACACACUAUAUAGACACAAACGCACACACACACUAUAUAGACACAAACGUGCACACACAUACACACACUAUAUAGACACAAACGCACACACACACACACUAUAUAGACACAAACGCACACACACACUAUAUAGACACAAACGCACACACACACUAUAUAGACACAAACGCACACACACUAUAUAGACACAAACGCACACACACACUAUAUAGACACAAACGCACACACACACUAUAUAGACACAAACGUGCACACACAUACACACACUAUAUAGACACAAACGCACACACACACACACUAUAUAGACACAAACGCACGCACACACUAUAUAGACACAAAUGCACACACAUACACACACUAUAUAGACACAUACGCACACACACACACACACUAUAUAGACACAAACGCGCACACACACACACUAGAGACACACACUAUAUAGACACACACACUGAUUUUAAUUAGUCAGUUUUCAGUACAUUUUUAUUUAUUAUUACUUUUGUCAGUUUCAGGUUAUUGCACUGACCAGUGUGUGUUUUUCUUUCUUUAAUGGACAACAGUUUUGUCCAGGUGUGUAUGGAGCUAACAUGGUUUAAACAUUUAAACACACUGAAAUUGUAUCUGAAAAUGUUUAAACAGAGUGUGUGUGUGUGUGUGUGUGUAUGUAAAUGCUUUCAACAAGAGAAGUCACCCAGGUGAAAACAGGACUCUGUAAAAGUAGAGUAUUUAUGUUUGUUUAUUUUAUUUCCCAUAAUUCCUGGCACCACGUGUUUCUCCUCUUCCAUUAGAGUUAGCCAUGCCAUAAUUUAUCCUCAGCUCUGUGCAAUAACACAACCAUUUCUAUAAAUACCUCAUAAAGGUAGCAGUGUGUGUGUGUGUGUGUGUAAUGUCCACACACAUUUAUCUGAACAUCAGGAGUCUGUUUGUUUUGUUCAAUAAGGACAGAAGUUUUUCCCCUGAACAUCACUCCAGAAUAUUUGAGGUUAGUUUUCCAGCAGGUUUCAGACAGACAGCAGAUCUGUUCCCUGAGGCAGGAUUAUUUUCUUUAUUUCUUUAUUUUUCUACUUUUCACUGCUCUCCAUCAUCAUUAGCCUCGAUUUAUUCACUCGCUCCGUGUUGUUCCUCUUUAAAUGACAGAUUGUUUUAAAGGGCUGUUACUGUAAAUGUUAGGAGCAUGCGCUCACAACGUGUGUGUGUGUGUUUUUGGUGUUUUUCCUCUCAUUUCAGUACGACUGAAUUCUACAACAUGCUACACUCAUUUAUCUACUCAAGGGCUUCUCAAAAAAAACCCCACACAUUCUCUACUGCUCUCUAUCAUUUAACUGUGUUGCAAACACACACACACACACACAAUACACAAACACGCACACACACACAAUACACAAACACGCACACACACACAAUACACAAACACGUACACACACACACACAUGCAUAUGCUACACACACCACACACAAACACACACAAACACACUACACACUCACUAUUCACACCACACACACACACAAUACACACACAAUUCCCGACACAAACAGACACUAUACACACACGUCUCAAAUCAAACUCUGAGAUUUUGCACUAAACAGAUUUUUAUUUGAAAAUGUUCGGAAUUUAUAAAGGAGUAAAAGCUGUUUCUUUCUGUUUCUUUCGUCAGUUUGUUUUCGUCUGUUUUGCCUUUUGAACAGGAACUGCUGUUUCUCAUCUUUUCACACCACCAGGGGGCACUGUGCUGAAUGAGACAGUGAGACAUAUCAAUUUAAAAUAAUAAAGUGGCCCUCUUGGUGGUCCUGAAG
Molecule: messenger RNA, 9695 nt
Organism: Hemibagrus wyckioides
Lineage: Eukaryota; Metazoa; Chordata; Actinopteri; Siluriformes; Bagridae
Gene: ankrd52b
Product: ankyrin repeat domain 52b
Exons: 28
Coding region: 490-3642 (1050 amino acids)
Cellular component (GO): cytoplasm
Molecular function (GO): protein binding
Source: RefSeq, a predicted model, not a curated record